AUGGCAACUUGGACAGGAUCCUCUAUAACAGUAGAAGAUGCUUUCAAUCAAGUAUGGAAGUCCACUGUGGAGAUACAACCGUCCUUCUACUUCCCAAUUAGUCAAAAUCCCAGUCUACCCACCCCGCCAAUCGGUUCACCAGUUUCGUCAACGGAAGAUGAUCUAGCCACAGCGGAGAUAUUGGCUAGAAUCAAAUUUGGUAGUUCCAGUCCAUCGUUGGAAACACGGAAGAGGUCUUUGACGUCUUCCAAUGGUGAAGAGGAGGAAGAAAAACACGUGAUGAAGAGGAAGAAAGAGAGUAGCGUAGAGAGUGCUGUCAGUGGGAGUACGAAUGGUACCGCUGGUGGUGCUGCUGAAAGAUGGCCACCAAGAAAGGAAUUCGUCUACCUUACUUGCGUUGUGGCCAUUCCACCGGUUGGUAGACAGAAGUUACCACUCUUUGGCAAACCAUGUGGACGGAAUGAGAUAAUCGCCAAGGUAGUCACUAUGGCUACCGGUGAAGGUUGUUCAAGAAAACUCAUAUCAUCUCAUGCACAGGUGUUGAAGGGUAGAAAGGAGCUGAGCAAGCAGCUGAGAGACCUUUUAACUACCGAAGAAGGGAAGAACAAUGACGACGAAGCUUCUCCGACUGUAUACACUUUAGGAGCAGAAUGGAACUUCCCCAAAUGUCUUAAUCGAUUGAUUGGUUUACCUGAAAAUCUCGAUUUGAGAACAGCUUGUACUCCACCAUUAAUCGCUCAACAUUUCGCAGACGUUGUCAAACCUCCUAAAUCAUCUACCAAAAAAGAAAGAGCUACAUUGGCGAAUAAGAACAGGUUGACAAUCAAGACACGACCUAGUAAAUCACUUUCACCUUCUGUGUUUUCCGCCGGUACCACCUCACCUAGUAUAAUCAGUAGUAGCGAUAGGACGGAUGAGGCGGACGUACAUCUGCCAACCCCCAGGUCAUCUUAUCUACCUUCGCCAUACCUGCUAGGUACACCUACGCCAUUCAGUUACGAUGACCGAAAACCGUCAUUACCUUCUCCAAGUGACUUGUUCUCACCAAGUUAUAAGAUGUCCACUCCCAAUCGGAUAGACAUAUCGGACUAUUCUGCUCCUCCCAUUACUAUCCCCCGAAGACCUGCCACGGCAAAUGCCAUUUCUUCAUCUACGACUAGACAGCUGCCACCACCUGAAUCACCCAUAUCAAGUAGGUUCAUGGUAGAUUCUCCAUUUCGAACACCUCUUAGUUCAGCUAGAAGAACAUCCGAAUCUCACUUAACCGCAAGUCUUGGAAGAUCCUCUUAUAAUACGUUCGAAAGGCACUGUCUGAAGAUAUUGGGAGAUCCAAAUCAUAGGAUAUCAGGAGUAUCGAUCGAAGAUAUGAAGAGAAAAGAGAGAAAUCAACAGCUUUGUUAG
Molecule: messenger RNA, 1401 nt
Organism: Kwoniella botswanensis
Lineage: Eukaryota; Fungi; Basidiomycota; Tremellomycetes; Tremellales; Cryptococcaceae
Exons: 3
Coding region: 1-1401 (466 amino acids)
Biological process (GO): regulation of transcription by RNA polymerase II
Cellular component (GO): transcription regulator complex
Molecular function (GO): RNA polymerase II cis-regulatory region sequence-specific DNA binding; DNA-binding transcription factor activity, RNA polymerase II-specific
Source: RefSeq, a predicted model, not a curated record